AUCCCAAUGCUAAUUAAUUAGAUUAAUACUAGGCAGUAGGAGAGUUAUUGAUUUUGGCUAUUAGGAGAGGUUUACUUCUAUUCUACUACAACGGAGAGCAGAAAAAAGCGUAAAUCUCGAGCGCCCGAGCCGAAGCGAAGCAGUUGUUUUUUCAAUUUCUAUAGAGCGAAGAAAAGAAACGGACGAGCCCAAUCGCAAAAAACACCGGCAAGCCUUUCAUCUCCGAUCCUCAAUGGAGGACGCCUACGCUAGAUCUGUUUCCGAGGUUUUGGAUUUCUUCGGAGUAGACUCGUCGAAAGGUCUGACUGAUUUUCAGGUUUCACAACAUGCAAGGCUUUAUGGUAAAAACGUGCUUCCUGAAGAAGAAAGGACUCCCUUUUGGAAAUUGGUUUUCAAGCAAUUUGAUGAUUUGCUUGUUAAGAUAUUGAUUGCUGCAGCGCUUGUUUCGUUUCUUUUGGCUCUGAUUAACGGAGAGACUGGUUUAAUUGCAUUCUUGGAGCCUUCUGUUAUCCUUAUGAUAUUAGCUGCCAAUGCUGCAGUAGGAGUCAUUACAGAAACAAAUGCUGAAAAGGCGCUUGAGGAGUUACGUGCCUACCAAGCUGAUAUUGCAACCGUGCUGCGCAAUGGUUGUUUCUCAAUACUUCCUGCAACAGAGUUAGUUCCAGGAGACAUAGUAGAAGUUAGUGUGGGAUGCAAAAUUCCUGCUGAUAUGAGAAUGAUUGAGAUGUUAAGUGGUCAGUUACGUGUUGAUCAAGCAAUUCUUACAGGUGAGAGCAGCUCCGUAGAAAAAGACCUUGAGUCUACCAUAGCAACAAAUGCUGUAUAUCAAGACAAGACAAAUAUUCUUUUCUCAGGUACUGUUGUGGUUGCUGGCAGGGCAAGAGCUGUUGUUAUCGGAGUUGGUGCAAACACUGCUAUGGGCAGCAUUCGUGAUUCAAUGUUGCGAACGGAUGAUGAAGCAACACCCUUGAAAAAGAAAUUGGAUGAAUUUGGUACCUUCUUGGCCAAGGUUAUUGCAGGAAUUUGUGUACUGGUGUGGAUUGUAAAUAUUGGUCAUUUCCGUGACCCUGCUCAUGGUGGAUUCUUGCGUGGUGCAAUUCAUUACUUUAAGAUUGCAGUUGCACUUGCAGUUGCAGCAAUUCCUGAAGGGCUUCCUGCUGUUGUAACAACGUGUUUGGCUCUCGGAACGAAACGAAUGGCUCGACUAAAUGCUAUUGUUCGAUCCUUGCCUUCAGUUGAAACUUUAGGCUGCACUACAGUGAUUUGCAGUGACAAAACAGGAACUCUGACAACAAAUAUGAUGUCAGUUUCAAAGAUAUGUGUGGUCCACUCCAUAAAAAAUGGUCCUGAAGUUGCUGAAUUUGGUGUCAGUGGGACAACAUAUGCUCCAGAAGGUUUUAUAUUUGAUAACACGGGGGUUCAGCUAGAAUUCCCUGCUCAGUUACCUUGUCUUCUUCACAUAGCAAUGUGCUCAGCUCUAUGCAAUGAGUCUCUCUUACAGUAUAAUCCAGACAAGGGAAACUAUGAAAAAAUUGGAGAGUCAACUGAAGUAGCUCUACGGGUGUUGGCGGAAAAGGUUGGGCUUCCUGGCUUUGAUUCUAUGCCUUCUGCUUUGAACAUGCUGAGCAAGCAUAAGCGAGCUUCCUACUGUAAUCACUAUUGGGAAAACCAAUUUAAAAAGGUUUCUGUUUUGGAAUUUUCCCGGGAUCGUAAAAUGAUGAGUGUCCUUUGUAACCAUAAGCAGAUGGAAAUUAUGUUCUCUAAAGGUGCUCCCGAGAGUAUCAUCUCUAGGUGUACAAAUAUCCUCUGCAAUAAUGAUGGCUCCACCAUUCCAAUUGAUGCUACGCUUCGGGCUGAGCUGGACUCAAGAUUCAACAGUUUUGCAGGAAAAGAAACAUUGAGAUGUUUGGCUUUAGCAUUGAAGAUAAUGCCCAUGGGUCAACAGACACUCUCCUUUGAUGAUGAGAAAGAUCUUACCUUUAUUGGGUUGGUUGGCAUGCUUGAUCCACCACGAGAGGAAGUGAGGAAUGCUAUGAUUUCAUGCAUGACUGCCGGUAUACGUGUUAUUGUUGUUACUGGAGAUAAUAAGUCCACAGCCGAAUCUGUUUGUCGGAAGAUAGGUGCUUUUGAUCACUUAGUAGAUUAUGUUGGGCAUUCGUACACUGCUGCUGAGUUUGAAGAGCUUCCAGGAACGCAGCAAACAAUGGCAUUGCAACGUAUGGCACUCCUCACCAGGGUUGAGCCUUCUCAUAAAAGAAUGCUAGUUGAGGCCUUACAAAAUCAGAAUGAAGUUGUUGCAAUGACUGGUGAUGGUGUCAAUGAUGCACCUGCACUUAAGAAAGCAGAUAUUGGAAUUGCCAUGGGAUCUGGAACAGCUGUUGCAAAGAGUGCUUCAGAUAUGGUUUUAGCUGAUGACAAUUUUGCUACCAUUGUGGCGGCUGUUGCUGAAGGAAGAGCUAUAUACAACAACACAAAGCAGUUCAUCAGAUACAUGAUCUCUUCAAAUAUUGGAGAAGUAGUUUGUAUUUUCGUGGCAGCUGUGCUAGGAAUACCUGAUACCCUUGCUCCUGUCCAGCUGCUAUGGGUCAACUUAGUUACUGAUGGAUUGCCUGCAACUGCCAUUGGAUUCAAUAAGCCGGACUCUGAUGUGAUGAAGGCCAAACCUCGCAAAGUAAGUGAAGCAGUGGUCUCUGGCUGGCUGUUCUUUCGAUAUUUGGUGAUUGGAGCUUAUGUUGGCCUUGCAACUGUUGCGGGGUUCAUAUGGUGGUUCAUUUAUUCAGAAACUGGUCCUAAACUACCAUAUACUGAAUUGAUGAAUUUUGAUACAUGCCCGACAAGGGAGACAACUUAUCCAUGCAGUAUCUUUGAGGAUCGGCAUCCAUCGACUGUGGCCAUGACUGUGCUUGUUGUUGUUGAGAUGUUUAAUGCGUUGAAUAACCUCAGUGAAAACCAAUCACUUCUGGUUAUUCCUCCUUGGAGUAAUUUGUGGCUGGUUGCUUCAAUAAUCCUAACCAUGCUUCUUCACAUACUAAUUCUGUAUGUUCCCCCACUAUCUACACUAUUCUCUGUUACAUCAUUGUCUUGGAAUGAGUGGGCUGUUAUCCUGUAUCUUUCUUUCCCUGUUAUAAUUAUUGACGAGGUUCUGAAGUUCUUUUCAAGAAACUCCCAUGGUAUAAGGUUCAAUUUCAGAUUCAGGAGAUACGAUGCACUUCCGAAAAAGGAAUUAAGAGACAAGUGAUAAUUUUGCUUUAUGGGAUCCUUGAUCUUUUACGUAUAUUUUGAGCGGAUACAAGGCACAGCUGACGGGUUUCUCUUCUCCAGAGAUACAAAUCGGAACAUCUUGCACAAUUAGAAUUAUUUUGUUUUCUUUUUCACCGGUGCCUCUAGAUAACCAAGCCAUAACGAGGAAAGUGAGAUAUUUUGGAGCCUUAUAAAUAUAUAAUAUAUAUUAUGACUACUGAUGAGUUCAUCCAUCAAUGGUUGGCUUUAGAAAGGAAAAAUGCCGUUUGUUUUAUGUUUACCUCAGAAAUGGUUGUAACAUUUUUAGUUAUUUAAUUUAUUUGCUUAUAGAAGAAAUGAACCUUAUAGGUCCAAAAUCUGCUGCCUUACAUUCAAUGUUUGACCUCUGAUUCUUUAAAUAAUAAUAUGAAUUUAGUUUUAAUUUCUUAA
This is a messenger RNA of Gossypium arboreum, 3669 nucleotides long. RefSeq names its product calcium-transporting ATPase 3, endoplasmic reticulum-type. Gene Ontology annotation, cellular component: membrane. Gene Ontology annotation, biological process: intracellular calcium ion homeostasis; calcium ion transmembrane transport. Gene Ontology annotation, molecular function: P-type calcium transporter activity; ATP hydrolysis activity; ATP binding. The transcript is spliced from 34 exons. The record is from RefSeq and is a predicted model, not a curated record. Lineage: Eukaryota; Viridiplantae; Streptophyta; Magnoliopsida; Malvales; Malvaceae. The coding region runs from base 233 to 3238 and encodes 1001 amino acids.